This is a messenger RNA of Lytechinus variegatus (green sea urchin), 3170 nucleotides long. Its product is annotated as twinkle protein, mitochondrial-like. Lineage: Eukaryota; Metazoa; Echinodermata; Echinoidea; Temnopleuroida; Toxopneustidae. The record is from RefSeq and is a predicted model, not a curated record. Gene Ontology annotation, molecular function: ATP binding; single-stranded DNA binding; 5'-3' DNA helicase activity. Gene Ontology annotation, biological process: mitochondrial DNA replication. Gene Ontology annotation, cellular component: mitochondrion.
CCAGCGCCAUUUUCAAAACAAAUCAGACAUGUGUGUAUAACUUGGUAUCAUCAAUGAACACUGCAGAAUAGAAUAGAACGAAAGGAACGCGGUCUGAUAAUCAAAUUUGAGCAUCGUGAAGUGGUAUGGGAGGAUCAGAAAGCAGUGGACAAAUGGAAUAUGCCAAAGUGUGUGAAAUGUGAACAGCCAUGGCUUCCAGUCUCCACAGAAUUCAGAAGGGACAGUAUCUCCUGGGGAGGACACUAUUCACUGCUGCAGUAGCGCCUAGGUUGGUGAAAUUCAACACUGUAGAGGUGGUCUCAUCCCCUAGCCUCUCUGAGAUCAGGAAGUUUUUCAAGGACAAUGGAUGCCAAGUUUCAACAGGCUACACAUGCUUAAAGCUGGUAUGUCCUUACUGUGUAGAUCAUGAUGCCGAGGCUGAACGGAGUGCCAAAUCCAAGGAGAAGCAACUAUUUGUGAAUAUGACCACAGGUCAUUGCCAAUGUCAGUGCAGCAGAGUAUGCAGUUCUUGGCCCAACCUUACCGACAGCCUUGCCAUCGCCAGGAGACAGACGAAGAAGAAGAAGAGCGCCCUCAAACUACCCAAGGAGCAGUCUUGUGAUCAAGAUUGGAGGUCACAGGUCAAAGAUGCCGAGGAACUGUGGGAGAAGGGCACCGGGUUGAGUGAGCUGCGGAGUGAUGCAUUUCGAAAUUUGAAGGACAGGUUUGGUGCAGCACCACUCUCUAUAGAAACCUUCGAUAGAUUUCAUGCUAGAACAGACUCCAAACGCAAAACACUGAUUCUGCCACAGUAUGGGCCAGAGGGGCAUUACAGGGGAACAGGCUUGGUUGAGAAGUGUAAACAGGACCCGGAUGACGAGGAAGACUUCCAUUCGCAUCGUGUGCAGUCAAAUGUCCUUCCAAGGGAUUUUUCUCCUUGUCUAUUUGGAUACCACCUGAUUCAGCCUCAGCAGACAGAGGUCAUUCUAACUGCUAAUGAACUGGAUGCUAUGGCGGUCAAUGAAGUGACCGGUCAGACGGCUUUAGCCCUCCCGAGGGGUACAGCUUAUCUUCCACAAGAGGUUUUGCCGCUUCUAGAGCAGUUCCAGAAGAUAGUGCUUUGGUUUGGCAAUGACAUGCGGUCAUGGGAAGCAGCGAAAAGCUUUGGAAGGAAACUCAAUCCCAAAAGGUGUUAUUUCAUCAGACCUCUUGAUGCUCAUCCUGCCCUGCAAGCCCUAACGAAUGGUCUGAGUCUCAAGAAUAUCCUCAGACAAGCCACGCCCAUGAGCCAUAAGUCGAUUGUCUCUUUCCGUUCUCUUAGGGAUGAGGUUCUUGGAGAACUCUCCCAUGCAGAGCAGGUCGCUGGGGUUAAGUGGAAAAGAUAUCCUCUUCUCAACAAGCAUAUGAAGGGACACAGGCGUGGUGAAUUGACCGUCUUCACUGGACCAACAGGGUCUGGCAAGACCACCUUCAUGGCCGAAUAUUCCCUGGAUCUGUGCAUGCAAGGGGUCAAUACACUUUGGGGCAGUUUUGAGAUUCAAAAUGUCCGGCUUGCCAAAAUCAUGCUGACUCAGUUUUCGAUGUGCAAUUUGGAGAAGAACAUUGAUAAGUUUGACCGUUGGGCAGACAAGUUUGAGCUGCUCCCCUUGCAUUUCAUGACAUUCCAUGGCCAACAGAGUCUCAAGACAGUUAUUGAUGCCAUGGCUCACUCCGUCUAUGUCCACGACAUCGAGCAUGUGAUCCUUGACAAUCUCCAGUUCAUGGUGGGCGUGUCAGAGCGCCAUCUAUCGGUCGACCGCUUUGCAAUCUAUGACAACAUCAUCGCUGCCUUCAGGAAGUUUGCGACGGAGAACAACUGCCACGUUUCGGUGGUCAUCCACCCAAGGAAGGAGAAGGAAUCAGAUGAGCUCCAGACGGCCUCUAUCUUUGGUAGCGCUAAGGCAAGCCAAGAGGCUGAUAAUGUCCUGAUCUUACAAGACCGUAGGUUUACUGCUCUAAGGGGUAAAAAGUAUAUACAGGUGGUCAAGAAUCGAUUUGAUGGUGACCUGGGUAUCAUUCCGCUGACCUUCAACAAAGAAACCCUGACCAUGUCCCCACCGGUCAAGCAGAAGGCCAAACGUCAGACCAAGAAAGAAAAGGAAGGAUCGGAUGCAGAGCGGAAGACGGCGAAGACAGAAGGAGAGGAGUAUGAACUCUUUGAAGGCAUGAUGCUGAAGAGUAAAGAUGAGUCUGAGAUUGGGAUUGGAGAAUGAAGUGUUCGACCAAAGUGACGCUAAACUCGAGAGUUAAAAUGAGUUUGGAGGUUGGGAUCAGCGAGUAAAACAAAAUCCAUGUUAAAGUUUUCGCUCAAUAAGGUGGAAACUCAAUGAGUGAAGAUGAGUCUCAGAUUUAGAUAGGAGAGUGAAAUUGACCCCUCUUUGAGUGUUUACUCAAUAUAAUUCUAACUAAAGAGUUAAAGUGAGGUUUUAAGUCAAGAUCAGCAAGUUAAACAGAAUCCUUGUUAAAGUUUUUGAUCAAUAUGGUGCUAACUCAAGAGUAAAAAUGAAUCUGAGAUUAGGAUUGGCAAGUGAAACUGAUCCCUCUGUGUUUACUCAAUAUAAUUCCAACUCAAGAGUUAAAAUGAGUUUUAGAUUGAGAUCAAUGAGUGAAACUGAUUCAUCUUUAAAUUGUUUGCUCAUGAUGCUUACUCAAGAGUAAAGAUUAGUCUGAUAUAAGUCCAACUCAAGAGUUAAAAUGAGUUUUAGAUUGGGAUCAAUGAAUGAAACUGACUCAUCUUUAAAGUGUUAUCUCAUGCUGCUAACUCAAAGAGAAAAGAUGAGUCUGAUAUUGAGAUCGGUUAGUGAAAUGAUUCCUUGUUAAAGUGUAUGCUCACUAUGGUGCUUAACUCAGAGGAGGAAUGAGCCUGAAAUUGGGAUCGACGAGUGAAACAGACCCCUUAAGUAUUGUGAUCAAUGAGUGAAACAGACUUGUAGACCUUUAAAGUGUUUGCUCAAUGGUGCCAACUCAAGAGUAACAACAAGUUUGAGGUUGAGGUCCGUGAGCGAAACCGACUCCUUGUUAAAUUGUUUACUCAAUAAAUAUCAUGCUAACUCAAGAGUUAGAAUGAGUUUCACAUGACGAAAAGCUUCCAUUUGAGAACACUAUACCCCAGUUCCCCUUCUCAUCAAUUCUCUUCUCCAGCCGUAACUGCC